This is a messenger RNA of Bufo gargarizans (Asiatic toad), 5255 nucleotides long. It is a transcript of the gene ITGA7, whose product is annotated as integrin subunit alpha 7. The coding region runs from base 213 to 3530 and encodes 1105 amino acids. The record is from RefSeq and is a predicted model, not a curated record. Gene Ontology annotation, molecular function: integrin binding. Gene Ontology annotation, cellular component: external side of plasma membrane; integrin complex. NCBI's taxonomy places the organism in Eukaryota, Metazoa, Chordata, Amphibia, Anura, Bufonidae. The transcript has 25 exons. Gene Ontology annotation, biological process: integrin-mediated signaling pathway; cell adhesion mediated by integrin; cell-matrix adhesion.
CACCUGCUCCUGUCCCGCCCGCUACCAGGGGGCAUGUCCUGUGUGAAGCCGCGCUCCGCCCGCUCACAGCCCCUUCACAGCCUUAUCUCCGCCUGGGUGACAGCAGCGGGCACGACUGCAGCUGCCCAAGUGACCUUGCCCACAGCUCGGCUGGCAGGAGGGGAAGCCCCGCUCCGGUCCCUCCGCUAGUUCUCCUCCAUUCAGCCUGCAGCAUGACUGCAGCAUGGGCAGCGCUCGUCACCCUGUGCCAUCUCCUGUCCGGGGGCAUGGUCAGCGGCUUCAAUCUGGAUGUCACACACACCCUGGUGAAGGAUGGGGACAACGACACCCUAUUUGGAUUUUCUGUAGCCCUGCACAAGCAGCUGAGACCGGAACCCAUAAACUGGAUUUUGGUUGGAGCUCCACGGGCAUCGGCAUUACCAAACCAGUUUUCGAAUAGAACAGGUGGGCUUUAUGGAUGUCCGCUGACUGCAGAGGCCAGAGACUGUGAACGGAUUGACAUUGAUGAUGAAGUUGAUCAGAAUCGGGAGAGUAAGGAAAACCAGUGGCUUGGAGUCACAGUAAAAAGCCAAGGUCCUGGGGGGAAGAUUGUGACUUGUGCCCAUCUCUACGAGUCCCGUCAAAGAGUGGAACAGCCCUCAGAAACAAGAGAUGUGAUUGGUCGCUGCUUUGUACUGAGUGAAGAUCUGACUGUCAGUGAUGAUCUGGAUGGAGGGGAAUGGAAGUUCUGUGAAGGUCGCCCACAAGGCCAUGAGAUGUUUGGGUUCUGCCAACAAGGGAUGUCAGCUGGAUUCACCUCAGACAACCAUUAUAUCAUGUUUGGGGCACCUGGAACCUACAACUGGAAAGGUGAGCUGCGGGUGGAGCUCUUUAAUCAAACCGUUCUGGAGCUUGGUACUUACGAUGAUGGGCCUUAUGAAGUUGCUGGGGAAAACAGCCAGAAACCCGAAUUGAUCCCUCUGCCAUCCCACAGUUAUCUUGGUUUCUCAGUGGACUCGGGGUGGGGGGUGACAGGGCGUAACAAGCUGAGUUUUGUAAGCGGAGCCCCCCGGGCCAAUCACACAGGUGCUGUGGUUAUUCUGCGUCGGGAUGGGGGAAGCCAACUUGUUCCAGAACUGACUCUAUGGGGAGAGACGCUGGCCUCAUCCUUUGGGUACUCUGUACUGAUGGAGGAUCUAAAUAGUGAUAGUUGGACAGAUCUGUUGGUGGGAGCCCCUAAUUUCUUCUCACGCAAGGAGGAGAUUGGUGGAGCUGUCUAUGUGUACAUGAAUAAAGGUGGAAGACUGGACAGCUCUCCUCCGAUUCGGCUGAAUGGAACUGAUGGAUCCAUGUUUGGAUUAACCAUAGAGAGUUUGGGAGACAUCAACCAAGAUGGAUUUAAAGACAUUGCAGUUGGAGCACCAUUUGAUGGAAAUGGGAAGGUCUAUAUAUACCAUGGAAGCAAAACAGGAUUAGUGACCAAACCAGCACAGGUGCUGGAUGGAGUUAGUGUUGGUGUAAGUACCUUUGGCUACUCACUGUCUGGAGGUCUAGACAUGGAUGGAAACUCAUAUCCGGACCUUGUUGUGGGAUCUUUAGCAGACACUGUGGUCCUCUACAGGUCACGUAAUGUUAUCCGUGUCUUUAAAGAUGUAACCAUAACACCAGAAAACAUUGAUCUUGAACAGCAAACCUGCAAGAAUGGACCUGGGGUCUGUGUGGAAUUUAGAGUUUGCUUCAGCUACACCUCAUUUCCAGCAACCUACAACCCUAAAAUCAUUUUAAAGUGUGUAUUUGAAGCUGAGACAGACAGAAGACAGCAAGGCAAGGCCAGUCGCCUACAAUUCAUAUCGCGACACCCCAGCGAUGUAGAAUACCAGUCCACCAGCACUGUGGAGCUUCACAAGCAGUCCUCUAGCCGCUGCACUACUGCUGUAUUCCAACUACAGGAGGAUAUUAAAGACAAGCUUCGUUCCAUCCCAGUCUCUCUGACCUACAAUAUAUUAGAAGCAAGGAACAGAAGACAGUCUUCAGUGGAAUCCUUGCCUUCUCUAAUGCCUAUUCUCAGUGAAGAAGAGCCCAAUGUCUACAACACAGAGGUACACUUCAUAAGAGAAGGAUGUGGAGAAGACAAAAUCUGUCAAAGUAACCUGCAGCUGAAUUACACUUUCUACUCUCGUGUAGGCAAAGUUGACCAGUUUGUACCACUGCCUGUAGAGAACAGUACUCCGGUGUUUUCACUGACCGACCAGAUUUACGUGGUGCUGAAGAUCACAGUUAAUAAUUUUCCAUCAGACCCACUUCUUCCACACCUUGAUGGAGAUGAUGCUCAUGCGGCUCAGCUCAUUGCCACCUUCCCUGAAACCAUGUCCUACUCAGGUGUUCGUCCGGCAGGUUUAGCCAUGGACAAGUCGGUGUUUUGCCUUUCCAAUUAUAACGCAUCCCAAGCAAUAUGUGAACUUGGCAACCCUUUGAAGAGAAAUGCUGAGGUAACUUUCUACAUGGUUAUCAGCACCCAAGGAAUAACUCUAGAGACCACGGAGUUGGAAGUGAAGCUAGAGCUGGCUACGAUAAGUGAGCAGAAAAACCUUACUUCUGUCUUUGCCAAAGCCAAAGUGAUUAUUGAACUUCCUCUGUCUGUCUCCGGGGAGGCCACGCCUAACAGAUUGUAUUAUAGUGGGGAGGUAAAGGGCGAGUCUGUAAUGGGAAACGAGGAAGAUGUUGGCAGCCCCGUGGACAUUAAAGUGACUGUAUCAAACAGAGGAAAGUCCUUACGCACGCUGGGUUCUGCAUACCUAAACCUUAUGUGGCCACAUGAAAUGGCCAAUGGAAAAUGGCUGCUGUACCCAAUGAAGAUUCAGUUGAAAGAGAAAGAUCAGUCAGGCCGCAGCCUGGAGUGUAGCCCCAUAAAUGCAAUCAACCCCCUCAGACUGGAUACAGUAAGAUCAGAUUCAAGUUCAUUGAUACCCACUGCAAGUCCGCGUUCUGCAAGGCGAUGGUCGCUGACGUAUCCUGCCAAAAAGAAGGAUGUUGUUCUGGACUGUGAACGAGGAACUGCACAAUGUGUAGUAUUUAGAUGUCCACUAUACAGCUUUGACCAGCAGGUGGUGCUCAACGUCCACGGACGGGUUUGGAAUAGCAGCUUCUUAGAGGAUUAUCCAUCUGGAAGUAACAUAGAAGUGGUGAUCAGGGCAAACAUUACUGUCAAGUCUAGUAUUAAAAACCUGGUGCUAAGAGAUGCUACAACACAGAUUUCCAUGAUGCUGUAUUCAGAUCUCGAUGUUGUGGUUCACGGAGGCAUUCCCUGGUGGAUUAUCCUUAUUGCAGUUCUGGCUGGCAUUCUGCUCCUCUUACUGCUGGUUUUAAUCCUCUGGAAGUGUGGGUUUUUUAAGAGAAAGAAUUACCAGGAUGAGAAGCUCCCACAAUACCAUGCUGUGAAAAUUCCCCGGGAAGAGCGACCCAUGGUCCUAGAGGAGAAGACAGGGACCAUUAAAAAGAAAGACUGGGUGACAAAUUGGACUGAAGAUGGGUCUAUAAACAACGUUUCAUAACAUUUUCUGCCAUCUUUCUUCUGGGACCCUUCCUGUGAACUAUUCAUGUACUAGGAAGGCUGGAUCCUUUAGUUUUGGGUGGUUUCUUAUAUAUUUGGUUUUAUGCUGUUUUGUAUAUAGAGAACCUAUGUGGAGACAUCUCUGCUGCUUACAUUGUUAAGCUCUGUCAGACAGUCACAUCUGUGGCGUCAGCACAUUACAGCCUAUGGAGUGAAAUCGAGGAAAAUACGUCACAUUGUAAAGCCACAGACGAAAAUGAAAAGUGGAUAUGGAGAUCAGCGUGGAUAUAUUCUUUCCUGCAGUCAUUGUCACUGAUACUGUAGCAUCACUGGUUGCCCUGGAGACUUUCAGGAUUGUACAGAUGAAUAGCCAGACAUUUAUAUAAAGGAGACUGUACAAUACAUUACAAUACUUGACACUAUGUAUAUAUGUGAGAGAGUGAAUAUUAGCUUAUAGCACACCCGGCCUGGACAGCAACUUAUAUAGCAUUUCACGUCCGAAUGAAUUGACCCUAAUGAAAGCUCGCCAGCUGCAGAGACUGGUCACGGGAAUGAGAGCUGGUAUUACUGCGUAUUACUGAGUGCCGACAGUGCAGUGCAAAUUGGUAGCUCAUAUGAAUUCGGGCAAUAUACAGUAUCUGCUAUCUAUAAUGGUACGAUUGCUGACCUAGUAAAAAAAAAAUAUAUAUAUAUAUACGAGUAAGUUUAUCAGAUCAAUGGUCUUCAGCCUGUGCGUCUCCAUUUGCUAUGGAAGUUUACCUGGGUGUUGUAGUACUACAACAGCUAGAGAGGAACAACUUGAAAACGCUGAUCUAUAUCGUUCAUGAAAUCCUACUAAUUAUUAUUAUUAUUUAUGGCAGCAGGAAAUUUUUGCAUUCUUAAAAAAAUCUAUAUCCUAAUCACUGAUUAUUUAAUAUAUCACUAUUGAUGCAUAAUGUUUGAUUUGAUUGUAUGUACUGCUAUACUAAGGACCAACAUUGAUGGCUGAUGGACUCUAGGACGUGUCUGUGGAGCAAAAGAUCCGCCUGCCAGCCAUUGAUGGAGUACAGUUCUGUGUAUUAACAUAUUUCAGCUUGUUUCUGUUACUGUAGUAAUGGACUCACAUUUUAUGUUUGCGCUGUCAUGUGUCACAAAAUAGCCUUUACUCCUCUAUACUACACUUUCAUCUCUUCUACAAAUAGCAUUCAUUACCGCACGCCUUCAUUAGAAGGGGGAUACAGAGCUGUGGUGGUUCAAACAGUUUGGGGGAGAUUUAUCAAAACUGGUGUGAAGGAACACUGGCUUAGUUACCCAAAGUAACCAAUUCAGAUUCCACCUUUCAUUUUUCAACUCUUCUGUGGAAAAUGAAAGGUGGAAUCUGAUUGGUUGCUUUUGGUAACUAAGCCAGCUUUCCUUUAUAGCAGUUUUUUGUUAAAUCUCUUCCAUUAUGUGACAUGGAAAUGAUAGCAGAAACGUAUUGUUUUGUGCAUUCAAUAGGUUUAUGUUAUCACUGAUGGAACAUGCGCUCCUGUUACAGAGCCUAUCUAAGUUCUCCCCAAGAAUGAAUGAUAACAGAAUUUGUAGACAAAUGGAUGUCUGUAUUAUAUGACACCAUGCACAGCAAAGCCUCAUUCACACGUUUCACGGACGUGUGCGGUACGUGUUCUCCACGGACAGCUCACGUCCUCAUUCAUUUUAAUGUGUGCAUUCAGACAUCAGUGUUUUAGCACGGUCCGUGGGUCAGUGU